Molecule: messenger RNA, 873 nt
Organism: Symbiodinium natans
Lineage: Eukaryota; Dinophyceae; Suessiales; Symbiodiniaceae
Source: the annotation of a GenBank genome assembly
AUGGCCUCAUCCUCGGACGGCGAGCCACGUGGAGGUGAGAAGGUUCGUGCCUGCCUCCUGAGUGGGGAGGUGCUCGAGGUCGAGCUUCCCUCGAGAUCCGGUGUCUUCGAAAUCCGGGGCCAAGUGGCCCACCGCCUGGGGCUCCAUCGUUUCGAGGUGGCGCUGCUCCAUGGUGGAAGGAAGCUGCAUGAUACUGACCACGACUCCGUGCAUGAGGUGUCAGUGCUGGUGCAGCCUUUCCUGUCGCAGGAUGUCAUUGACCAGCUGAUUCACAACAUGAGGGCUGCCGGUGUGGUUUUCUCGCCCGGAAUGACGGACGCAGAGAUUCAGAACGCGGAGGAGAACUGUAAAAUCUCCUUCCCGCCAGACUUGAGGCUCUUCUUGCAGACUGCCAUGCCCGAGGGGCCCGACUUUCCGAAGAACUGGCGCCGGACCGUUGCCGUCAGUGUACAUGACCACCAUGCGGUGAUGCGAGAUGACAUUCACGAGAGACUGGGAGGUGUAGAGAGCUUUUGGUAUUCUGAGUGGGGCCCCCGGCCAGAGGACAGGAAUGAGCGGGCCUCGCUGACAAAAAGGCACCUGAAAGGCGUGCCACGACUUAUUCCCAUUUACGGCCAGCAUUUCGUGGUGAGCGGCACACCUGCCGGCCAGCCGGUAUUGGGUGUUGCAGAGAGGUAUAGAAUGUGCCGCCUGGCCACAGACUUGGCCGCGUACUUCUCGCUCAUGUUCAACUUCCGGCCCGUGCGCCCUUACUUGAACUGCCCAAUCGUCACCGCAACCUUCUGGGGGGAAUUCGAGAAGCACUUAUUCCAUGAUCAGACCCACCGGACUGCGCAACACUCGGCGCACAUUGCGUCCGGGUUGUGGAGGUGA